CUCCGACACUCCCAGCUUCAACCCUGCCUACUCAGCGUCACCUACGAACAAUCUUUUGCUCUUACUACGCAACUUGUCAGCUUCUUGUCCUUUUAAAUAUCUUCUAACUUCAAGUUAUUUGUUCAUUCGCUUCCUUGCUCUCGUCGCACGCCUCCUAGCAUCCCACCUCCGCAAAUCCUCGAAUGCACUCACCCAACGCGCUGGCUAAACAAAGUAGUCAAAAGAAUCGGCUCUUGGAAACAUGGCGGACACUUCCGUGAAAUGCCGGUCAAGCAAUCUCUCCCUCGCCGAGCCAGCCAUCAUUCCAGGACUCCAUCGUGACAAUGACCCGGUCACCUUGUCCAUCCGCCACGGUGCUGCUAUAGAGCUGAAAGAUAUCACUACGAAUGUCAACACACACCUUCGCGCCGCCACACCUUCCGCUAUAUCCUCCACCGCUCCACCAACAGAGUCAGCAUGGGGUUCGAGGAAGGCCUCGAGCAUGACGAAGCCCACCUCGCAUGGAACAAAUUAUUCGGCGGGUGGAUACAAUGGGAAGCGCAAUGGGCUGAUCACAUAUGCGGCCUCUUCAUUGAGUGCGACGCAUGGCUCAGGGUCCGACACGGAUCGUGAAGCCCAGCGUGACCAGGACACUCUUGGUAUGGGCAGCUGGGCAGGACUUCCGCCCAGUCCCCCUGUAAAAGGGUCAAACAAGCGACCGAAGAGGUCGAAGAAGCCUCCCGUUGUGCUUAUCCAGCAUCAGCGGAAAGAUGUCGCGGCCCUCCAGGCCGAGGAAGAGUACAUAGAGGAGCCCAACUCAGCUGAUCUGAAAGGCAAGAAGUACCUUCGCCGACGCAAGACUAAACUCGACAACGAUGCCAACGAUCUCGGUCUCGCGGAGGAGGGCCGCGCGCCUUUGACUACAUGCCGCACAUUGUCGCCGCCCCUUGGCCGACUUCGCCUCAUAGUCGUCCUCAUUUCGCUCAUGGCAAUCGCCCUCACGCUUGGCCUAGCUACAUGGGGCAUUUGCAACACCAGCAGCAAAGAUCUCAAGCACCAGAUGUACCGCAUCAAAGCUAUUCUCUUCGGGUCGAUUUCACUGGUUUUCACCUUGACGGCAAUCAUCAUGGUCGCUAUGCGACGGGUGCUUACGGAGGUGCUCCUCAUGGCUUUGGUGGAGUUUUUGAUUGGCUCCAUGCUUCUGUUUGAGAUUGGGGAGUUUAUGGAGCAUCAGCAUCCGUAGGGAGGGGUUCGGAGUUUGGGGAUGGCGUUUUGAGAGGGAAAAAAAGGUGCUGGCGCUCAUGGGAUGGCGCGUGAGGAGAAAGGGUCUGCAGAUUCUACGUAUCUUGGAUGGAGGUUUCCUCAUUGUUCGUCUCGACAUUAGAUUCCCUACGCAUCACGGGAGUUUGGAGGUACAU
Messenger RNA from Mytilinidion resinicola, 1397 nucleotides. RefSeq lists its product as uncharacterized. Bases 242 to 1222 code for a protein of 326 amino acids. Lineage: Eukaryota; Fungi; Ascomycota; Dothideomycetes; Mytilinidiales; Mytilinidiaceae. The record is from RefSeq and is a predicted model, not a curated record. The transcript is spliced from 3 exons.